Puntigrus tetrazona (Sumatra barb) is the source of this 3413-nucleotide messenger RNA. It is a transcript of the gene mms19, whose product is annotated as MMS19 homolog, cytosolic iron-sulfur assembly component. Gene Ontology annotation, cellular component: MMXD complex; cytosolic [4Fe-4S] assembly targeting complex. The transcript has 31 exons. The coding region runs from base 69 to 3119 and encodes 1016 amino acids. NCBI's taxonomy places the organism in Eukaryota, Metazoa, Chordata, Actinopteri, Cypriniformes, Cyprinidae. Gene Ontology annotation, biological process: iron-sulfur cluster assembly. The record is from RefSeq and is a predicted model, not a curated record.
CGCGCACGCACAGGAGUCCGCUUGUGCGCAUGCGCGGCGGAGUUUGACGCUGGCUGCCGUUCUCCAGGAUGGCCGCGGAUCACGGCGUGCUGCUGGGUCUAGUGGAAGAAUUCGUGUCCGGACAGGUCGACGGCAAGGCCGCGGAGACCGCUACAGGUGUCCGGACCGGACGGUUCUCGGUUCUCCAGCUGGUCGGAGCGUUGGGGGUGAGUCUGACCAGCUCUCAGCCUCAGACUCGGGGUCGAGGAGUUCAGCUCCUGUCUCAGGUCCUGCAGGAGUGCUAUAGCAGCCUAUCGGAGAGAGAAGUGGAGGUUCUGAUAGCUUUCUAUGAGAACAGGCUGAAGGAUCACUAUGUGAUCACACCACACGUUCUUCAGGGCCUCAAGGCUUUGACAAAAUGCUCUGUUCUGCCUCCCGGUUCAGCUGUGUCCAUUUUGAGAUCCAUCUUCCAGGAUGUUCAUGUUCAGUCCUUGAUGCUGGCGGAGCGAUCGUGUGUUUACAACAUCCUUAUCACUCUAAUGGAGUCCAGAGAAGAGGAGCUCAAGGGUUUGGGUGCAGACUUCGUCUUCGGGUUUGUGCAGUCAGUAGACGGAGAGCGAGAUCCACGCAACCUCCUGCUGGCGUUCCAGGUGGCCAGGAACAUCAUCCACAGGGGUUACGAUCUCGGUAAAUUUGUAGAGGAGCUUUUUGAAGUGACGUCCUGUUAUUUCCCCAUAGACUUUAGCCCGCCACCCAAUGAUCCUCACGGGAUCACUCAAGAAGAGCUCAUUCUUUCUCUUCGGGCUGUUCUUACAGGGACGUCUCAGUUUGCUGAGUUUCUGCUCCCGUUAAUCAUUGAGAAGCUAGACUCGGAUGUUCAGAGCGCCAAGGUGGACUCGCUGCAGACCCUGGCCGCCUGCGGUCAGACAUACAGCCAUAAAGAGCUGGCGGAGUUCCUUUCAGGCCUUUGGAGCUCAAUACGGAGGGAGGUGUUCCAGACGGCCAGUGAGAGGGUGGAAGCGGCCGGUCUGUCGGCGCUCAGCUCGCUGGUGUCCUGUCUGUCUCGUUCUGUGCUCAACUCAGACUCGGACGAUGUGCUGCAGGUCUUUCUAAACCUCGUCCUCAAAGACUGUCAGCACCAUCUCUGCGAGCCGGACCUCAAGCUGGUGUGGCCCAGCGCCAAACUCCUGCAGGCCGCCGCCGGAGCCUCGUACAGAGCCGGUCUGAUGGUGUCCGCCGCCGUCGUACCCGCCCUCCUGGAGCAGUAUAAUAACAGGACGCAGUGCGCUCAGCGGCGCACCCUGCUGGAGGUUCUGCAGGGUUUCGUCCAGCCCACCGCUCUCAGCCAGCCUGUAGAUGGAGAGGAGAGCGCGCUGGCGCCGUUCGAGCAGUCUUUGUGUAGCGUGGUUUUCUCUGCGCUGACGGAGUCCAGCGCCGGUCUUCAGGUGACAGCCAGUCGAGUGCUCACUGCCCUGGGACAGCAGCCCGGUUUGUUGGCUCAGACCGACGUAGAGAAAGCCGUUGAUCAUUUGACCCGACUCAUCCUGGAGGAAGACGAUGCUCAAGUGAGUUCGGCUGUGGUGGAGUGUUUAGGCUCUCUGGCUCGUCUGCAUCCCCAAGCCUUCAUCUCCAGGAUGAUUCCUCGUCUGAAGGAAGAGAUCCUGUCGGAUCAGAGUAACGCAGCUGUUCGUCAGCGCUGUGUGACGGCGUUAGCGUCCGUGUCGAAUCAGCCCAGCGUGGUGCGAGAAAGCGCUCCGGUUCUUCUGCAGACGCUGGCUUCGGCCCACGCAGGUAGCUGUGGUUUCUCUGCGGAGGAAGUGAGCGCCGUGUGUGUUGCUUUGCGGAGGAUAGCAGAACACGCUCGUGACUCGGAGGAGAUCGGACGAUUCUUCCAUGACAUCAUCAUUCCGCGACUGCUAGGACUGUGCUUACAGGCGGCGCUGCAGAGCAGAGACUCUGGUCAGUGCAGUCCGCUCACAGACGAGGCCGUUCUGUCCGCCGUGGUUCCUGUCAUCAGCACCGCCUGCGCUGCGUUACCAGCAGAAUCGGCGUCCCGCAUGGCCUCCCAAGCUGUUUCUCUCUUCCUGGAUGGAGACGUGUCCUUCCUGCCAGAGAAUGCCUUCCCUUCUAAAAUCCAGUUGCUCCAGACUCAGGCAGAGUCUCAGGCUCCGUCUCAGUUGGUGUGUCUGCUGAUGGCCUGCGUCUGCUCUCUUCCACGCAGCGUGGAGAUCCCAGAGAUGGACAGACUUCUUCUGCAGCUGGAGGAUCUGAGCUGCUCGUGUCCUCAUCUGUUCUCAUACACCUUUGCAGCCAAAUGCUUCGCUGGUUUGGUCAACAAGAGGCCGGCAGGUGAAGGUCUGGACGCGGUGCUGGAGAGAGCGACGAAGAGGAUCGGCGUGGAGCUGGAGAACGCUUGCUCUGCCCGGCGAACACGAGCCUUCACGCUGCUGCUCUGGGUGACCAAAGCCCUGCUCUUACGCUACCAUCCGCUGUCAUCAGCCCUGACCGACCAGCUCUUCUCUCUGUUGACCGAGCCGGAGUUGGGAUCUCAGGUGGCCGACGGCUUCGGCGUCCUCAUGAGCGACUCUCCAGACGUGCUCAGUCGUGAUUUCCACGCAGACGUGCGCAUCAUGUACCGGCAGCGCUUCUUCUCCGAAAACUCCUUCAAACUGGUCCAAGGCUUCAACUCGGCAGAGCAGGGGAAGAAGUCUUGUUAUUUGAAGGCGCUGUCCCACAUCGUCAGUAACCUUCCCCGACAGCUCCAGCUCACGGAGCUCCCCGCGCUGCUGCCGCUGCUGCUGGAGGCUCUGUCGUGUCCGGAUCAGUCGGUUCAGAUCUCCACCCUCUGCUGCCUGGCCCCGCUGCUGCUGGAGCCGCCGGAGGCCCUCAGGAACCAGCUGGAGGCGCUCUUCUCCCGCCUGCUGCUCCUCACCGGCAGCCCCGCUAUGAAAGUGAGAAUGGCGUCGCUGCAGUGUGUCCAUGCGCUGUCUCGUCUGCCUCCGCACACCGUCCUGCCGUUCCGCGCCCGAGUCCUGAAGGCUCUCGCCGUUCCUCUGGACGACAGGAAGAGGCUGGUGAGGAAGGAGGCCGUGGCGGCUCGAGGAGAAUGGUUUUUAUUAGGAAGCCCGGGAGGAAGAUGAGCGGAUAACGGCCCGGCGCUCGCAGCCUUUCGUCUUACUCUUACUCUGUUUUUUAUGAUACGGCAUGAGCUUGUCCCGAGCACAGACCCCUUCAGCAGCGGACGCAGGUCCAGACGCAGGUCAGUGUGAGUAGACGGCUCUGGAAGCUCUUUCUAAGCUGAAGGGAUGAUGGUUAGCCGCAGGGCUGCAGGUCCUUCUUUUUCACGAGACUAACGACUAAACUGAUGCCAAGAAUAGAAAACAGUAUUUAAGUGUCAUAACCUGCCAAUAAAACUUUUUUUUUGUAAAUGUGUA